AUGUCUGAAAAAAAGUUCAAAGAGCGUUUACUCGGUGAAGGGGGUUUCAGUGUUGUAUAUCAAAGAGUUGGACAUAUACCACCGGCCGUUGUCAAAUACCUGAAGGACCCGAAAGAUGCAUUGAUUGCUAUCUAUAUGUUCCAAGUGCAUCACGUAAUUCACCGUGACAUCAAACCUGAUAACAUUUUUGUCACUCAAAACUUUAUGCUCAAAAUCGGGGAUUUUGGUGCGGUGAAGUUGAGCGAACGAACUGCCGCCUGUGCGACAUCAAUCGGCACAAAUAGAUAUAUGAGUCCACCACAAAUCGAGAAGGGACAAUUAAGUGACGUGAAACUGGCAUCACAUCGUAACGAUGUUUACAGCAUGGGCCUUGUUUUGUGGGAAAUGAUAGAAAGGAGAGAAGUUUUGUCGGAAUGUUGCGAAUGGAAUCAAUUCAAACGCGAAAUUUUCCUGUUCAAUUUUGUUUUUGCAAAGACUCAGCACUUCGAAACGCCAAAGUGCCAAGCGACCAUUCAGGAGAUUUUUUGCAAAAGCACUGCCUUCGAUUUAUCUCUUAGACCAGAUGCUCAACAACUUCUGGUAGAUCUAGAAAAUGCACUUGAGGGUUUAAUGGCAAACAAGAAAGAGUUCCGGGAGAAAUUCAAGAGCGCUCCGGCUCAGAUCUUC
Mesorhabditis belari is the source of this 666-nucleotide messenger RNA. The record is from the annotation of a GenBank genome assembly. NCBI's taxonomy places the organism in Eukaryota, Metazoa, Nematoda, Chromadorea, Rhabditida, Rhabditidae.